UCAAUGAUCAACGUCAUAAAUAUUCAAGACCUGGACGUAGUAUCUUUGUUCGAGAGGAAACUAAUUCUUUACAAAUUUUGCCACAACAUUUAAGAUCUCCUGAUGAAAUUAAUAAAAAUAGUGUUUAUUUGGCACUUAAAGUGACAGGGAUGGAAAGUGAUCAUAGUAAUAAAGUUUUUGUGCCCUUAAUACCUGGCUAUAUUAUAUAUACAAAAUUGGGAGAAACUUAUUUCAAAUUAGCUUUGGAAUGGUCAAGUCAAGAUAAUAAUAUU
Ambispora gerdemannii is the source of this 272-nucleotide messenger RNA. NCBI's taxonomy places the organism in Eukaryota, Fungi, Glomeromycota, Glomeromycetes, Archaeosporales, Ambisporaceae. The record is from the annotation of a GenBank genome assembly.